Hibiscus syriacus is the source of this 1359-nucleotide messenger RNA. Its product is annotated as FCS-Like Zinc finger 8-like. The record is from RefSeq and is a predicted model, not a curated record. The transcript is spliced from 4 exons. The coding region runs from base 328 to 1092 and encodes 254 amino acids. NCBI's taxonomy places the organism in Eukaryota, Viridiplantae, Streptophyta, Magnoliopsida, Malvales, Malvaceae.
CAGAACUCUUACCUUUUCCGGCUAUACCUUUUCUUCUCUCUUUUGGAAGUUCUGCAAAUUAAUGGCGAUUUUGUAAAGCUGAAUAAAAGUAAAAAAAUGGCAGCUUGAUCGUGGCUGCUGAUCUUCACCAUGUGCUUGGCACGCGGGUGUAUUAUGAUGGGUAUUGAUUCUCGUCACUGUUGAAAAACAGUUUUUGAUUUGAAGAAACUGAAAAGAGUACAAGGAAUCCGACUGUUCUUUUUCUGCCAUGGAGGCUACAGAGAUUUAGAGGUAAAUCCAUGGCUUUUUUCUCUCUCGUUGUUGUUGGUUUACCAGUUGCUUCGAGUUAUGCUGAGGAUAGGCCAGAGCAGUGACCAGCAGCAACAAGCAAGCUUUAAUGCUGAUCAUGGCUCUCAAUCAUCAUCUUCUCCAAAGGAUCUCACUUCUUCGACCCCGUCUUUCUUAUGGUCUCCGAGAUUCAAAGCUUUCAUAGCAAAAAAUCUCACCGAACCCGAAGCUCUCAAGAGUCCAACUUCAAUCCUCGAUAAAAAACCAUCCUUCCCUCUAUGUAAUAACCCCUUGGGCUACGAGCCAAAAUCCCCAGAAAUUUUCUCGUCGAACAAGCACCGCUCACCUGAAAUCCCAGAACCGAAAGGUAUUGCUCUUGCCAUAGUCGAUGCACUAAAAGAUAAACCAAAACUCAGGGUUCAGAUUCCUCUAAUCCCACCAUCUCCAUACAGCAACACUUCCUCCCCAAAAUCCCCAGGUGACUUCGGGAUCAAAACCAGGAAUUCUCACAUUCCCUCGUCACCAUUUUGCAUGAAGGAUUCACCAAGGAUCAUCAAUGGCCGCCUCCCUGUCGAAGAAAUGGAGCUAUCAGAGGAUUACACAUGCGUUAUAUCACACGGGCCAAACCCCAAAACAACCCAUAUCUUCGAUGACUGUGUCGUGGCGUCCGGUUGCAGUGCAUCCCAGAGUUUCCUCAGCUUCUGUCAUACAUGCAAGAAGAAUCUUCACCAGAAAAUCGACAUUUACAUUUACAGAGGCGAUAAAGCAUUUUGCAGUCAAGAAUGCCAAUACCAGGAAAUGGUUCUUGAUGGAGAGGAGAAUUAAGAACAUUCCAUUGCUGCAUGGUUAAAUUAUUUUCAAGUUUCAAAUGAUUGAAUUCAUAAACCAAACAUUGAAACCCAGUUCUUGUUUUUCUUCUUCUUCUUUUUCUUUACUUUAAUUUUGGUUUAACCCUCUCAGCCUGCAGAUAGAGAUAAGAGAGGAGAUGAUGUAGAAAUAUUAUAAAUUAAUUUUUGUCAGAUCAAAGUAUUGUAUAUGAUUUGGAUUUGUCAAUUGGUGAUGAUGCAUUGAUUGGAAAACUGGCCUUUAUCC